GCGGUCCAGACAAGCCUGCAAACGAGGCGUUCCCAGCCGCCCUGCCUGUCUGUCUGACUGCCUGUCUGGCUGCCCAGCGGAGCUCCAAACCGUCAGUGCCAAACGCUGCCGAGGAUCAGACGAAGAGAAACCCAUCUUCUCCUCCUCCUCCCCCUCGUCGUCUGCCUGCACCGGAGUAAUGAUCUCCGUCUCUCAGAAGCCAGGGAAGCUCGUUGUAGGCGCGGUUUACUUGUGAAUUUUUUUUUUUUUCCCCCCGUAACGAACAUCGUGAAAAUAUGAUGGGACGUGAAAAACUAACUAAGCUAGCUUUUUAGGCUAGCGCCUGUUAGCGUCGAUAGCAGUCUGCUUGCAACAUAACCGAGCUAAUUGGCUAAGAUCUAUAUGCUAAAUUCCUGCAUGUAGUGUCGAACGAGAGGACGUUUUUUUGAAAUUGUACAAAUGGGAAUUGUUUGUAUAUAGUCGAAUUAGUUGUGCAUUGGUUAUUUUAGCGACAUUUAACCUGUUUGCCUAAGUUUUGUAGCACCAGACAGUCGCCCCUAGGCAGCUAGCAUGUUAGCUAGCAGUUAUGGACGUUGGUCGCUGGCUAGUUGUAAAUGGCAGAUCCGUAAAACAAGUUAGCUGCUCGGUGCAUCUUCUCGUUCUCUGCUGGAGCCGACAGCAGGACUAACUUUAACUUUUGUCGGCAGUUAAUGUUAGUUAUUAAACCACUUCAGCCGACCCCCUACCCACCACCACCACCACCAACCACCCCCCAGCACCCCGGACCCAAACACAACAGCGCCUUUUUUUAUUUCGCAUCAAUUCUCGAUGUGUUGUUCCAUGCCUGAGAGAGCAGUUCAAGUUAUUGAGCUGACGUGAGGAAAAAAAGGGGUGAAAACAACGAGUGGAAGCUGAAGGAGAAAAAAAUAAAAUAAUAAUAAUAAAGCAAAGAGGACGAACAAAUACAAGAAGACACGGAGGAGCUCCAACUACCAGAGCAAAGUCGAUGUACACUGUCAUGGCUGGAGGCAGAAUCACGAUGAAAUCACUGGCUAAAUUUGGGUUCUGCCUGACUAUUCUCCUGACUUCUGUGGCUGCGGCGCAGGGCGAGGAGAGGGAGUGUGCCUUCACAGACCAGCAGCAGCAGUGGGAGGUGGAGCGGGUGGCCGGGGGGGAAGGCCGCGUCUCCCCAGAGAACACCACCAUCCGGUGCGCCAAGGGCAGCCACUGUUUUGGCCUGUGGGAGAAAAGUCCUCCGGGCGAAGUGCGACUGGUCAAACAAGGAUGCUGGACUCACCUGGGCGACCACCAGGGUUGCCGCGACGACCGCUGCGUGGUGACCAACCUCCCGCCGCAGAUCCAGAACGGGACGUACCACUUCUGCUGCUGCGGGAGCGACAUGUGCAACGUCAACUUCACGGAGGACUUCCCGCUGCCCAGCCCCACCACUGCACAGCCCAUCUACCCUCGCCCGCUGCGCUACGAAGAGACGGUAAUUAUCGCCCUGGCAACAGUCUCCGUGAUGGCUGUGGUUGCUGUAGCAGCCUUCUUUGGUUACCGCAUGACGCACGGAGAUGGUAAGCAAGGCCUUCACAACCUGAAUAUGAUGGAGGCUGCUGGCUCUGAGAGCUCUCUGGACCUAGACAAUCUCAAACUGCUGGAGCUGAUUGGACGUGGCAGAUACGGCACUGUGUACUGUGGCUCGCUGGAUGAACGGCCCGUCGCUGUGAAGGUGUUCACUGCAGCCAACCGCCAGAACUUCUUAAACGAAUGCUCCAUCUACCGGCUACCGCUGCUGGAGCACGACAACAUCGCUCGGUUUGUGGCUGCUGACGAGCGGACGGGCCAAGAGGGUCGCACGGAGUACCUGCUGGUCAUGGACUACUACCCACAUGGCUCUCUGAACCGCUACCUGAGCAUCCAGACCAACGACUGGGUCAGCAGCUGCCGGCUCGCUCACUCCGUCACCCGUGGCCUGGCGUACCUGCACACGGAGCUCUUCAAAGGAGACUUGUACAAGCCGGCGGUGUCCCACAGGGACCUGAACAGCCGCAAUAUUCUCGUCAAGGCUGACGGCACAUGUGUCAUCAUCGAUUUCGGCCUGUCCAUGAAGCUGACGGGAAACAGGCCGGCACGCCACGGGGAAGAGGAGAACGCUGCUAUAAGUGAGGUGGGGACAAUCCGCUACAUGGCCCCCGAGGUGCUGGAGGGCGCGGUGAACCUGAGGGACUGCGAGUCGGCGCUGAAGCAGGUGGAUAUGUACGCCCUGGGCCUGGUUUACUGGGAGACCUUCAUGAGAUGCACAGACCUUUUCCCAGGAGAGUCUGUGCCAGAGUACCAGAUGGCCUUUCAGGCGGAGGCAGGGAACCACCCAACAUUUGAGGACAUGCAGGUCCUGGUAUCCAGGGAGAAGCAACGGCCCAAAUUCCCCGAGGCCUGGAAAGAGAACAGUUUGGCGGUCCGCUCCCUGAAGGAGACGAUGGAGGACUGCUGGGACCAGGAUGCUGAGGCCCGGCUCACAGCGCAGUGUGCUGAGGAACGACUGGCAGAGCUGCUCCUCAUAUGGGACCGCUCCAAGUCCGUCAGCCCCACGCUCAACCCCAUGUCCACCACGCUACACAAUGAGAGAAAUCGUAUGACGCCAAAGUCUGGCCCGUACACAGACCAUCCAUCCACCUACAUCGAAGAGCAUGAGGGUGUGGCCAAGAACACACAGACGGACACCACCAGCUCUGUGGGUGGCAGAGCUGUGACCGGGACCGGAGAGAGGAACAGGAACUCCAUCAAUCAGGAGCGGCAGCAGCAAGCCAACGCCCGCCUCCCCAGCCCAGAGGGCAGCAGCACCAGCAUGGGUCUGAGAGGAAGCCCCUCGGCCUCCACCACCACCACCACUAUAAUCUCUGAGUCGGACGGACCCGCGGGGGCGGCCACGGUCCCCGUCUGCCUCCACCUGACCCAGGAAGACCUGGAAACCACCAAGCUUGACCCGAAAGAAGUGGACAAGAACCUGAAGGAGAGCUCGGACGAGAACCUGAUGGAGCACUCACAGAAGCAGUUCUGCUCGCCGGACCCGCUGAGCCCCGGCAGCUCCAGCCUCCUGUACCCGCUCAUCAAGAUGGCCAGCGAGGCCUCGGGCACGUCAGACCCCGCCGCCGCCAUGCCCACCACCAUCUUCCCUCUGCCCAAGCAGCAGAACCUGCCCAAGAGGCCGUCCAGUCUGCCCCUGCGCACCAAGCCCACCAAGAAGGAGUCGUCGUCAUCGUCACUCAGGUUCAAGUUUGGACGUUCAGGCAAGUCCAACCUGCGGCAGGUGGAGGGAACAAAGAUGAACAUUGGUGCAGUAACAGGCACAAACACGGCUGUCGAGGCUCACCGGGGCGCGGGCACAAACAACAUACCCGCUCUACGAGACACGCACGUCAACGGCGGCGUUAACGGCGCUGUUAACGGUCACGCCAACGCUGGUAUGUCAUCCAUGGCCGCGGGCGGAGCGACGGGUUUUGGAGGAUCCAGCAUAACUCAGAACGGGUCGGGAGCCAUGAGGUCGGACGACAGCCGCCUGAGCCUCGGCGUCAUCACAGCCAGCCCCGACGAACACGAGCCGCUCCUGAGCCGAGAGCGAGAGCAGCCCGAUCCGAGGGACGCGUCCUCGAGCGUCGCCGCCCUCCGCUCGGCCCGACCCAACACCAACAACAACAACAGCAACACCGGGCACGGCCAGGGGGACGGCGAGAGUGAGGGAGAAAGCGAUGGAGGAGAGGAGGAAGGGAGCGGAGAAGGAGGAAGCAGGGAAACUACGGCGCCGCCGGGAGAAAGCUCGGGCUCUGGGUCUGGCGCCACAGAGGAAGCUCCGGUCACCAUGAGGGGCGAGGCCCUGCUCAGGCAGCCCAGAGCCCGCCGGCCCGAGAGACCCAACUCCCUGGACCUGUCCUUCACAACGCAGGACUUCGCCUCACUAGGGGAGGGCUUCGUCCAGCCAGACGGAGCCUUGGGGACGGGGGAUAAGAUCAAGAAGCGCGUCAAGACGCCUUACUCCCUGAAGAAGUGGCGACCCACCACAUGGGUCAUCUCCACAGACACCAGGGGGCCCGAGGUCAACAACAACGGGUCCACCCGCGGUCAAGGUCACAGUCAGAACCGGCCCAAGUCCAGUUCGGCCAUCUACCUGCGGGGGGGGAGCUUGGCCAGCGAGCCCAGCGACACGCAUGUGUGAACUCGGACCCUCUGACAAUACUGAAAAAAAUAACCAGAGAGCGUUUGGUUUCUGUCUGUUGAGCUCUCUGCUCUGAAUCAGCAAGAGGAAGCUAUGGAGUGUGUCGUGAACAAACAGUCGAGUCUGAUCGUGUACAGUAAUUAGGUUUGUCUCGCUCCUGUGUGUCUUUCUGAUGAUGGCAUUGCUUUAAAUGGAAUCCAGCUAUGCAGCAUUCUCAUCCGCUUCUGUUCCCGCUUCUUUUUAUUAAUCUCCCCUUCGUCAGUUCGUUUCAUGUUUCAUCCCCAUGAGCAUAGCGGUGUUUUUGAAUGGAUUUCCUUUUUCUUCUAUGUGCACUUUGAACCGAUUAAAAUCAGUGUUUAGAAAUCCUGUCUGUUGCGACCACGGCGAGAAGUGGUCUAUAAACUUAAACUUAAAAAAAAAAAGGCGAUGAAAAACAAUCAACACUUUGAGCGUUCUCUUUCUCCUGCUCUGCUGUAUCAAGCAACUCGAGAGUCGGCUCUGUAAAAGAAUAGACGGUCUUAAAAGACGGAACAAACUACUUUAACUUUUUAUUUCUUUGAUUUGUAUGCAAUACCAUUUUUUUUUUUUUUGACUGUAUCCAUUUUUUUUGUAUCAUAAUUUUUAAUUGUGCAAUAGGAUGUAGCUUUUAGAUGCUUUCAAUGUUUUCUUCGCUUCCAUUACUUUGUUCAUUGUUUUAUCCUGUCAUUAUUUUAAAAUGUUAAUCUCUGUUGCACUUAUGAAUAGUCACAAUCGUUUUUGUAAACAAUCCAACACACACUAUCAGCCCCUGACUCAAGAGGAGAACAUGGACGACAAUCCUCUUCUCUUUUUCUUCUUCUCUGGACUAUCUUUAGGGGGCACAAACACUGACAACCGAUCCCGGAAGAGUGUGUUUUCAUGGAACUUCUCUGCUUGCACAAUUACACCAGGAAUGGCUCAAACUCUGGGGUCUCGUAACACUACAAUCAUUCUUUGAAUCCAAUCCACGGAGGGAUCUGUUACAGUGCACUACCACCCGACCUCACUGUGGACUGUUUGGACUGUGUCUCGCAGUCUGUGUGUGACUGAAAGACCAGAAACACUAAGAAAGCCCAGAUUCUGCUCUUUGAACUCUGUCGGAAAUCAGAAACUAGUCUAUUAAAAAAAAAACUAAAAAAAAACCAAACCCCUCCGAAGCACGCUGGAUAUUAUUUCUGCUUCUUGUUGUCUCAUCCUUUUGAUGUUUGAAUGACUGAUUCAGUGAGUGUGCGUGUGAAUGUGCACGUGUCGUGUUUCUUUCCAUCAGCAAGCAUUAAAACUGUUGGGGCCUAGCGCUGUACAGGCGUGCUGAAAUGUCAUUGUACUCAUUCUGUAUUUUCAGCGCUGCUUCAGGGCAUAUGAAAAGAUCUCAUUUAUGUUUUUGUAAUUUGUAAUUUGUAUGAAAAAAAACAUGUAUGUGUAUUGCAUUGAUAUUUGCAUCAUUUUUAUGGAGUUCUGUUUUGCAUUCAAUGGACAUGGCCUUUGAUUCCAUUGCUAUGCGUAUGCUCGGUACAGUUUCUGUAAACAUUUUCAAGUCAAUAUGGAAGAAAAAAAUCUCAAUAAAUGUAUGAAAUAAU
This is a messenger RNA of Seriola aureovittata, 5787 nucleotides long. RefSeq names its product bone morphogenetic protein receptor type-2-like. Gene Ontology annotation, cellular component: plasma membrane; signaling receptor complex. The transcript is spliced from 13 exons. The record is from RefSeq and is a predicted model, not a curated record. The coding region runs from base 986 to 4192 and encodes 1068 amino acids. Gene Ontology annotation, biological process: BMP signaling pathway; cellular response to growth factor stimulus; vasculature development. Gene Ontology annotation, molecular function: ATP binding; transforming growth factor beta receptor activity. Lineage: Eukaryota; Metazoa; Chordata; Actinopteri; Carangiformes; Carangidae.